Messenger RNA from Cuscuta campestris, 1473 nucleotides. Lineage: Eukaryota; Viridiplantae; Streptophyta; Magnoliopsida; Solanales; Convolvulaceae. The record is from the annotation of a GenBank genome assembly.
GUCAAGCAAUGCAACUUUCGACGUUGAGCCGGGGGUCUCUUUGGAAACAGCCUCUCUACUUUCGAGUAGGGGCAAGGUCUGCGUACACACACCCUCCCCAGACCCUACUCUUGUGGGAUUUAACUGGGUUGUUGUUGUUGUUUUAUUAUUAUUAUUAUUAUUAUUAUUAUUAUUAUUAUUAUUAUUAUUAUUAUUAUGUAAUUUAGAAUACUGUUGUCUUGCCCCAUAUAUAUACAUAACCUUCCGCCAAGCCAAACUACUCUGAAAUUCUCCCCGCCUUCGCGCUGAAGACUUGAAGCAACACUCCGUGUGGAUUAUUUAGGAUAUAAGCGAAGUAAUCUGAGUCGAGAUAUGGCUGAGCAAGUGAAGAAGAAGAUCAUAGGGUUGGAUGAAGGACUGGAAGUUAUCGGCGAGGGUAUUGCAAAGCUAGAGAGGAUCUUGGAAGGGGAACCCGAGUCUUUCACCACCGAAGAGUCUACGUUGCUUUACUCCACUAUUUAUGAUAUGAGCACACAGAAACCUCCUCAUGAUUAUUCUCCUCAGCUAUAUGACAAGAGCUUGUCAAAAGAUGGGCAAAUCACAACAUUAUGGUCAGGUGGCUUUCUAGACAGAUACUAUAUUGCACGGCGUGGACUCCCUUCUCUUCGCGAUGUUGGGUUUAUGUGCUUCCGUGACAUGGUUUACCAGGAGUUAAAAAUUAAAGCUAGAGAUGCUGUUAUAGCUCUGAUUGAUCAAGAACGUGAGGGCGAGUAUAUUGACAGAGCGUUGCUCAAGAAUGUACUAGACUUUUUUGUCGAAAUUGGGAUGGGACGGAUGGAAUACUACAGGAAUGACUUUGAAGAUGCCAUGCUCAAGGAUACUGCUGCCUUUUAUGCUCGGAAGGCGUCAAAGUGGAUAGUCGAGGACUCUUGUCCCGAUUACAUGUUGAAGGCGGAGGAGUGUUUGAAGAAAGAAAAAGAAAGAGUUUCUCAUUAUCUACAUCCCAAUAGUGAAGCCAAGCUCCUAGAGAAAGUGCAAAAUGAGUUGCUCGUAGUAUACGCCAAUCAACAGCUUGAAAAUGAGCAUUCUGGUUUACGCGCACUGCUCAGGGAUGAUGAGCGGGAAGAUUUGUCGAGGAUGUAUAGGCUUUUCCAAAAGAUUCCCAAAGGAUUAGAUUUGGUAGCCAAUAUGUUUAAGGAGCAUGUCACCGCUGAAGGCUUGGUGUUGGUACGGCAGGCUAAAGAUGCAUCUCAUAGCAAGGUUUUUGUUCAGAAAGUGACCAAGCUUCAUGCCAAGUAUACGUCACACGUGACGGAAUGUUUUUCCAACAAUUCUCUCUUUCUCAAGGCUUUUGAAGAAGCAUUUGUGGAUGGCUGCUCCAGUGCUCAACUCUCUUUGGCGAAGCUUUAGUCACUUCUUCUUAGAGUUCUUACCAUCCAUUCAAAAUUCUUUUUGGUCUGCUUUUAGAAAAUACAAGAAACGUAUGAAAUCUUA